Molecule: messenger RNA, 4769 nt
Organism: Homo sapiens (human)
Lineage: Eukaryota; Metazoa; Chordata; Mammalia; Primates; Hominidae
Gene: HCAR1
Product: hydroxycarboxylic acid receptor 1
Exons: 1
Coding region: 506-1546 (346 amino acids)
Biological process (GO): G protein-coupled receptor signaling pathway; negative regulation of lipid catabolic process
Cellular component (GO): plasma membrane; membrane
Molecular function (GO): G protein-coupled receptor activity
Source: RefSeq, marked validated
AAAUGUUUGGAUUUCUCCACCAGGAGGGAGGACAAACAAGCUUUCUUCUUGCCUUCUGGGCAGCUUUGUGUGCUCUCCAGCACGGAGUCCGAGGAGGAACAGCGAAGCUGAAAAUGAAAAUUACUCUGGCGCUGGACCCAAUCGCUCCUCUACGGCAUCAAUCUCAUCGGACCCCCCCACCCUACCGCCUCUCAGAAAUGACCACUUUUGCAAAAUUGCAUGCAUUUCCAAGCUUCAUCCGGCUCCAGGCUUGGCCUCUCCCAGAGGCAGGCGGCUUGUGAGACGGGCUCCAGAGAAAGGACCUCCCUGGGUCUCUCAUUUCCUGGCUGAAGUUUCUCUUCUCGCUGCUGUGGCAGCAUCCAACCCACACACACAGGACCCGCAUCCUGGGUGAUGAAGUCAGACACGCAGCAGCUGGGUGAGUGCUAACGCUCAGAUAAGCAUCUGUGCCAUUGUGGGGACUCCCUGGGCUGCUCUGCACCCGGACACUUGCUCUGUCCCCGCCAUGUACAACGGGUCGUGCUGCCGCAUCGAGGGGGACACCAUCUCCCAGGUGAUGCCGCCGCUGCUCAUUGUGGCCUUUGUGCUGGGCGCACUAGGCAAUGGGGUCGCCCUGUGUGGUUUCUGCUUCCACAUGAAGACCUGGAAGCCCAGCACUGUUUACCUUUUCAAUUUGGCCGUGGCUGAUUUCCUCCUUAUGAUCUGCCUGCCUUUUCGGACAGACUAUUACCUCAGACGUAGACACUGGGCUUUUGGGGACAUUCCCUGCCGAGUGGGGCUCUUCACGUUGGCCAUGAACAGGGCCGGGAGCAUCGUGUUCCUUACGGUGGUGGCUGCGGACAGGUAUUUCAAAGUGGUCCACCCCCACCACGCGGUGAACACUAUCUCCACCCGGGUGGCGGCUGGCAUCGUCUGCACCCUGUGGGCCCUGGUCAUCCUGGGAACAGUGUAUCUUUUGCUGGAGAACCAUCUCUGCGUGCAAGAGACGGCCGUCUCCUGUGAGAGCUUCAUCAUGGAGUCGGCCAAUGGCUGGCAUGACAUCAUGUUCCAGCUGGAGUUCUUUAUGCCCCUCGGCAUCAUCUUAUUUUGCUCCUUCAAGAUUGUUUGGAGCCUGAGGCGGAGGCAGCAGCUGGCCAGACAGGCUCGGAUGAAGAAGGCGACCCGGUUCAUCAUGGUGGUGGCAAUUGUGUUCAUCACAUGCUACCUGCCCAGCGUGUCUGCUAGACUCUAUUUCCUCUGGACGGUGCCCUCGAGUGCCUGCGAUCCCUCUGUCCAUGGGGCCCUGCACAUAACCCUCAGCUUCACCUACAUGAACAGCAUGCUGGAUCCCCUGGUGUAUUAUUUUUCAAGCCCCUCCUUUCCCAAAUUCUACAACAAGCUCAAAAUCUGCAGUCUGAAACCCAAGCAGCCAGGACACUCAAAAACACAAAGGCCGGAAGAGAUGCCAAUUUCGAACCUCGGUCGCAGGAGUUGCAUCAGUGUGGCAAAUAGUUUCCAAAGCCAGUCUGAUGGGCAAUGGGAUCCCCACAUUGUUGAGUGGCACUGAACAAGCAGACCAACAACACUGAGGAAGAUAGAGUGGUGACUUAGAAUUAACUCGUGCUAAGGGGUCGGGGGCUUUGAAAAUGCCACCCCCCUUUCUUAUUGCAAGACGGCUUCUCGCACAUGAACUGCAUCCUUCUCAUUCUGUCGGAAAUGAAAUUCACACAACUAUACCUUUUGGGGAGGUUCCAGUUGAUUGAAGUGAGUUGGCUGCAUUUUCUUAUCUGAUCACAAUGGCAGGGGACAGAAUGUGCAUGGAGUGGAGCAUGUGUGUGUUGGGAGGGGGGCUAGGAACUGCACAGCCCUUGUGUAAUUUUCGUUGUUUGUUUUUGUUUUGAGACAGAGUCUCACUCUGUGUCCCAGGCUGGAGUGCAGUGGCACAGUCUCGGCUCACUGCAACCUCUGCCUCCCGGGUUCAAGCAAUUCUCCUGCCUCAGCCUCCCGAGUAGCUGGGAUUAGAGGCGCCAGCCAACACACCCGGCUAAUUUUUGUAUUUUUAGUAGAGACAGGGUUUUGCCAUGUUGGCCAGGCUGGUCUCGAGCUCCUGACCUCAGGUGAUCCGCCUGCCUUGGCCUCCCAAAGUGGUGGGAUCACAGGCGUGAGCCACCGUGCCUGGCCUCCCCUGUGUCAUUUUAAAUGGCUAAGUAAAUGGGUAUAUGUGUUUGAAUGGGGCAUGUUCACUCUCUUAGGGGCUAUGGGGCAGUUAGCAGCAUUUCCUAUCCUCUGACCUUAAAUCAUUCCUUAUCUCAGAAAACAGAAACCGGGCUCAGUCAAUCAAUGCUUUAUUUCAGGCCGAAUGAGGCUCUUUAGAUUGGGAUCUAUUGAUCUAUCAAUUUUCAUCUUUACAUUUCUUUGUACAUCUGUACAUUUUGUCCAAAUGUACAUCUGUACGUCUGUCAUCAUUGUGACUUCCUGGUAGCCCAAGAAGAACAACAACAAAACAAUCUGCUCUGACCUUCUUCAAAUCUUUGUAUUUCAAAGAAGGUGCUGAGGGAUCUGUUUCCUUGCCCUGGCUUCUCCAGUGGGAUGUGCUGAGUCCAAUACAAUUGCUUUUAUAAUUGCUUUUGACAACUUGUCAUGUGACUGUGAAUUGAAAUUAUUCACUUAUUUUCCAAGUAUUUACUGAAUUCGUAUUUGGUGGCAGGCAGUAUACUGUGUAAUUUUUAGUGGAGGGUCAUUAGUCAACUCUUAUGUGACAGUAAAGUUUUUUGGGGGGGUGGGGACAGAGAAGUUAAGAGCUUUCAUCCUUUCACGGAAUACAGUUUCUAGACCGAUUCUGUGUGAACAUCAGUUUUGUCCUCUUAUUGCAAGACUCCCUCAUACACAUGAGUUUCCCAAAUGUGUACCUGGACCCCUCGAAACAGAGGACUCUACGAAAUGACAAGCUGCCCCUGCCCUGAAUUAGGGGGAAACAUUCCAGGCCAACUCUAGCUCCUUUCUCAAGCUACAAAGUGGUGAACAUGGUUCUCAACUCCUUAAUUUAUACUCUCUCAAAUGCCCAGGAUACUCUACCCACUUAAGAACCUUGCCAACUUCUGGGGGUUGGGCAUGGUGGCUCACGCUUGUGAUCCCAGCACUUUGGGAGACUGAGGCGGAUCACCUGAGGUCAGGAGUUCUAGACCAGCCUGACCAACAUGGAGAAACCUCGUCUCUACUAAAAAUUCAAAAUUAGCCUGGUGUGGUGGCGCAUGCCUAUAAUCCCAGCUAUUCGGGAGGCUGAGGCAGGAGAAUCACUUGAACCGAGGAGGUGGAGGUUGCGGUGAGGUGACAUCGUGCCAUUGCACUCCAGACUGGGCCACAGGAGUGAAACGCCGUCUCAAAAAAAAAAAAGAACUUUGCCAACUUCUAGUUCUUUGGCCUCAAAACACCCCUCUAGGCUGUCCCUAUUAUUCCUUUUUUCAGAGGCACUGUGCAGCCUAGUGAUGAAAAGUACGAGCUAUAGAGCAUUAGAAGCAUCGAAGUUUGAAUCUCAGCUCAAGCAUUUACUAGGCCUGUGAUCUUAGGGCAGCUUGUGUUUUUAGACACUGAAUCUUGCUCUGUUGCCCAGGCUGGAGUGCAGUGAGUGGCAUGAUCAUAGCUCACUGCAGCCUCAAACUCCUGGGCUCAAGUGUUCCUCCCACCUCAGCCUCCUGAAUAGCUGGGAGUACAGGCAUAAGCCACCACACUCAGCUAAUUUUUAAAUUUUUUUUAUAGAGACGAGGUCUCACUCACUGUGUUGCCCAAGCUGGUCUCAAACUCCUGGCCUCCAGCAAUCCUCCCACCUUGGCCUCCCAAAGUAUUGCGAUUGCCAGCAUGAGCCACUGCUCCCAGCCUGGCAUAUAUAUAGAUAUAUAUAGAGAUAUAUAGAUAUCUAUCUAUCUAUAUAUAUAUAUAUUUUUUUUUUUUUUUUUGAGACAGAGUCUUGCUCUAUCACCCAGGCUGGAGUACAGUGGCCCAAUCUCAGCUCACUGCAAGCUCUGCCUCCUGGGUCCACGCCAUUCUCCUGCCUCAGCCUCCAGAGUAGCUGGGACUACGGGCGCCCCACCACCACGCCCGGCUAAUUUUUUGUAUUUUUAGUACAGACGGGGUUUCAUUGUGUUAGCCGGGAUGGUCUUGAUCUCCUGACUUGUGAUCCGCCUGCCUCGGCCUCCCAAAGUGCUUGGAUUACAGGUGUAAGCCACCGCACCCCGCCCAGCCUGGCAGAUUUUAUUUAAUCAUUUGUAGCUUCAUUUUCCUCGUCUGUCAAACAGGGAUACUGUAAUACAACCUCAGUGUGUCAUUGGGCAGUUUAAAUGAAUGUACAUUCCUGAGGCAUCAGAACUUUGUUCACUGUUAUAUACCCAAUGCCUAGAAGAGGACCUGCACAUAGCAGGUGCUCAGUAAAUGUUUGUUGAAUGAAUGAUUAAGUGCAUGUAAAGCAUUAAGCAUAGCGCCUGGCAGUAAGUGCUCAAUAUUAUGACUUCUUAUAUUAACACGUUUUACAUAUAAAGAAAUGGAGGCAAGAAAGCAUUUCCUUUGGGGUUUAGAGCGCUUAAGUUGUUCCUCUGUUAUCAUGCCUGAAUUCCCCCGCCCCUCAGUUACCUGGGGAAGAGUAAAGGCAAGAAUUCUUACCAGCAUUAGUCAUACAUCCUCCUGAUAGGAAUCUGCGAAAACACACACUUCUGCUUUUAGUUCUAUUCUUAGAAUUCUCUCCUGGGCUGUUGCUCCUUUGUUCCUUCAUUGUAAUAAAAAUGGAUUCUGAAAGCAAA